CACACGUCUCCCUUCUUCGCGCGUACGCCGCUUUGGUUUCAUCUUCCUCGCUGCUCUUUCCCGAUUCAAAACUCCACCCCCUUUCUUCCCUCCCCUCCUCUCCCCAACCCCCCCAAACCCUAUCAUGUCCUCCUCUACCGACGCCAUGGCGUCGCCAUGCUCCCAUGAUCAAUUCGACGAACCAGACCGUGGCACGGUGCUGAACUACAUUUUCCAGGCGGCCUCCGACGAUGAGCUCUCCAUCUUCAAGGAGCUGGUCACGAUAAUACUGGACAAUGGCAGGGGCCGCCCCAAGGAAGCGAUUGAGGAAUUGAGGGUGGAAGAUGUCGGGCAGCUUGAAGGUUUCAGUGCGCUGCACAUCGCGGCCAGUAAAGGGAGUCUGGAGGUGUGCAGGUACCUCGUCGAGGAGCUGCUGGUAGAUGUGGAUCUGGUCGACAAGGAAGGUCCAUCUAUCUUCAGAACCCCAAUCUAUUGGUUUAGGACCCUGCGCACACAUUCAGUGUAGGUUUUGUCAAAUUGUAUGAAGUGCUAUUUUACAUGCUGGAUUUAUUGUUCACAAGGGUUGCUGAUCUGUGAGUCUCAUGAUAUCUGACUGUUUUUCUUGCUUUCUCUGGGUUUGGCAUAGAGGUGCAUUAUGAUAAUCCAGCUUUUCGAACCAGCUUUUGCCGUGGCUCCAAGCUCAGCACAACACAGUCCAGCAACCAUAAACAGAGCCUAAGAUUAUCUACAUCAGUAUGAACCAAUGUAUCAUAAGCAGCAAUAUUUAUCUCACAAAAUAAAAUUAUGAUUUAUCAUAUUCUGUUGUGCUAACUCAUGAUCAUGCAGCUUCAUAUGAAAUAAAUCUGUCUUUUUAAGGGAAGAAAUAAGCCGGGCUUAAUUAUGAUACUGAAUGUGAAUACCCUACAUAGGCACCGCUCAUAUAAAUAAUUAAAUAGGCUACUCUUUGAGGGCAAAUCUUUAUUUUAGGGUAAUUUGGUUGUUUAAUUAUUGCACAUAUGUAUGCACUCCAGCUCUGAGGAUGCAUUUGAUUCUUCUAUUCGGGUAGUCUAAUGUCCAAUUUUCAUGUGUCAGUUCCAUUUAAUCAAUACUCUCUCGAGCAUUAUGAAAAUCCUGCUUCAUAUUGUAUCUAAUUCGAUGGGUCUACUUUGUGUGUCUUGGGGAGCCAUAUCUAAAUUCCAUGCUCUCAGAGAAGACAGAGCAGUGUUAGGAAACUUCUGUGGUAGAACACCUCUGUUGUUUGCAACAUACCACAAUGGGGGUACUGCCGAAUAUCUUCUUGAUCAUGGCGCUAAUCAAGACAAAGCUGAUCACGAUGGGUCUACCCUGUUACAUUAUGCCGCUGAAUUAGGCAAUUGUGAAAUGGUAGAGCUUUUGCUUGCAAAAGGAGCUUAUGUUGAGCCGGUAUCUGCUUGUGGAACACCACUUCAUGUUGCUGCUGGUAAAGGGCAUUAUGGUGCUAUGAAGAUUUUACUGGACCACAAUGCAGAUUACAACAAGAUGGUAAAUGGCGUGACACCUCUUAUUGUUGCUACAGAUGCCAAGUCAAUGAAAUGUAUCAAGCUCCUAGUUAAGGCUGGUGCCAAUCUCAAGGAAGCUGCAGCAUAUACAACUCUCCACGCGGAAAAAGUGGUUUCAGAUUACUUUCUCAAUUGCAUAAUGGAGGACGUUGAUGCCAACCGUGAUGUUCCUUUUGAUCAGGGGCCUAUGCUUAAACGGGAAAUCGUGACAUCAGGGCUUAUAUCACGAGGGAGCAACUCUUUAAAGAACAAGGAUUAUGUUGUCGCAGCAAAAUUGUACAGUAAGGCAAUGGUGCUUGAUCCUGAUGAUGCAGUCUUGUUCUCAGACAGGAGCCUUUGUUGGCUUCAACUGGGUGAUGGAAAAAAGGCUUUGCUAGAUGCUAAUAGAUGCAGAAAAAUGCGGCCUCACUGGCCAAAAGCUUGUCACCGGCAGGGUGAAGCUCUGAUGCUACUGAAGGACUAUGAGGGCGCAAGUGAACGGUUCUGGGAUGGACUCAAGUUGGACCCAGUGGACACUGAUAUCGAGGAUGCAUUACGGAUUUCGGAAUGCCACUUUGUACUGUCAUCGAUGCCAAUGCCAUCUUGCCAUAUACCAACCUAACCUGACGGAAGCUAUGAAGUCCUUGAAGACGUCUCGGUCUCGGAGCAUGAGAGCCAAUUGACUAUUUGGGUGUUGCAGGGAAUUCAGUUGAAGACUUGAAAUGGGUCAGCAGGAGUUUCUACGUUUGCGCAAAGACUGUUUUCCGUUAGAAAGUAAAAGCGACAUGUCUGACGGACCGUGGCAUGACUGUUGAUGCAUGCAGUAGCAAUACCCGGUGGAAACUCUCCAGUUGCCAUCCAUCGUGUAUCAGGCUCUUCUGUCAGGUUUUUGGGUCUUCGACGAAGCUCACUCGUCUGCGGCGUCAACCGAAUGAUCGCAGCCUCCGCAUUCGUCUUGUUGUGGUGUUGCUGAAUUCCCCCACUGCCUAGUGUUUUUACUACUCACGUUGGUACAAUGCAGUCACAAUGGAGAAGAGGGUGAUUAUUUUGUUGGUUUUGUUCGUCCUGUGGGUGCAGAAGAAGAGGUGAGCUAGCAGGAGCUUGCUGGCUACGGUUUGGCGGCUGCUAUCUGUCUUGUUUUUCUGAACUCGGUCGGUUGCUGUGCGAGGUGGUUCGGACCAUGUAAUGAUGAUUUCAGAAAUCAGGGAGUAAAUGGCAAAAACUACCGCUUUUUUUUUUAA
Triticum aestivum (bread wheat) is the source of this 2737-nucleotide messenger RNA. RefSeq names its product poly [ADP-ribose] polymerase tankyrase-1. The record is from RefSeq and is a predicted model, not a curated record. Gene Ontology annotation, molecular function: protein binding. The transcript is spliced from 12 exons. Lineage: Eukaryota; Viridiplantae; Streptophyta; Magnoliopsida; Poales; Poaceae. Bases 1063 to 2118 code for a protein of 351 amino acids.